Chroicocephalus ridibundus (black-headed gull) is the source of this 2838-nucleotide messenger RNA. It is a transcript of the gene DHX58, whose product is annotated as DExH-box helicase 58. Gene Ontology annotation, molecular function: ATP binding; hydrolase activity; single-stranded RNA binding. The transcript is spliced from 12 exons. Lineage: Eukaryota; Metazoa; Chordata; Aves; Charadriiformes; Laridae. The coding region runs from base 321 to 2366 and encodes 681 amino acids. Gene Ontology annotation, cellular component: cytoplasm. Gene Ontology annotation, biological process: antiviral innate immune response; negative regulation of RIG-I signaling pathway; cytoplasmic pattern recognition receptor signaling pathway. The record is from RefSeq and is a predicted model, not a curated record.
GGGAGGGGGAUGCUAAGAGCCCCUGCGCUGGGCGGGGGUGCACAGACUGGGAUGAACGGGGGUGUGCGGUGCUGCCCUGGGGGGCUGGCCAGGGAGCAGGGGCCGGUUGGGGUGCGGGGGUCGGGGCCGGGGGGGGACGGGACUGUACCGGGGCUGCGGGAGCUCCGCCAGCUUUCGGUUUCUCUUUGUGUCCGGGGCCGGGGCUCCCUGGGGGGGGGCUCCCGACAGGUCCCGGUGCCGCGGCCGGCGGGAUCCCCCCUCGCUGGGGCUCCGGCAGGAGGAGGCGCCGCCCGCAGUUUCGUUUCCCGGCCGGGCCGGGGAUGGGGGAGCGGCGGAGCGGGAUGGAGCUGCGGGGGUACCAACGGGAGGCGGUGGGGCCGGCGCUCCGCGGCCGCAACAGCAUCGUCUGGCUGCCCACGGGCGCCGGCAAGACCCGGGCCGCCGUCCACGUCUGUCGGCAGCACCUGGAGAGCCGGCCGGGCCGCAGGGUGGCCGUGCUGGUCAACAAGGUGCACCUGGUGGAGCAACACGCCAAGAAGGAGUUCCACGUGCUGCAGAAGGACUUCAGGGUGACAGCCAUCAGCGGGGACAGUAGCCACAAGACCUUCUUUGCCUGCGCGGUGAAGGAGAGCGACGUCGUCAUCUGCACGGCCCAGAUCCUGCAGAACGCGCUGGCCAGUGGGGAGGAGGACACGCGCGUGGAGCUGACGGAUUUCUCGUUGCUGGUGAUCGAUGAGUGCCACCACACGCACAAGGAAGCCGUCUACAACAAAAUCAUGCUGAAUUACCUCCAGCGCAAGCUCAGCGGGCAGCAGGACCUGCCACAGGUCCUGGGCCUGACGGCGUCCCCUGGCACCGGGGGGGCAACCACCUUCGAGGGGGCUGUAGAGCACAUCCUGCAGAUCUGCGCCAACCUGGACACCGAGAAAAUCAUGUCAGCGCAGGAGGAGCUGCAGCAACUGCAGAGCCACGUCCCCCAGCCCAGGAAGCAGUACGACCUGUGCCAGGAGAGAGCGCAGGACCCCUUUGGCGAGCGGCUGAAGAUGAUGAUGAGGCGGAUCCAGCAGUACAUGGAGGUGCCCGGCCUGCCGCAGGACUUUGGCACGCAGGUUUACGAGCAACGCAUCGUGGAGCUGGAGAAGAGAGCGGCAGAGACGUUUUGUCGCAAGACGCGGGUGUGCGCGCUGCACCUGCGCAAGUACAACGACGCUUUGCUGAUCAACGACACGGUGCGGAUGAUCGACGCCUUCCAGUGCCUCCAGCAGUUCUACGCCUCCGAGCGGGACACGAAGGACCCCACCGAACAGUUCCUCACCGCCACGUUUGAGGAGAACAGGACGGGCCUGCAGGCGCUCGCCGGCGACCGGCGCUAUGAGAACCCCAGGCUGGGCAAUCUGGAGGAGAUCCUGCGGGAGCACUUCCAGCCCCUGGGGGCUUCUCGCGGCAUCGUCUUCACCAAGACCCGGCAGAGCGCCCACAGCCUGCUCAGCUGGCUGCAGGACACGGCCGCGCUCCACGGGCAGCACAUCAGGGCUGCCGUCCUCACCGGCGCCGGCUACAGCAACCAGACCAGGCACAUGACGCAAAACGAGCAGCAGGACGUGAUCAAGCUGUUCCGCGAGGGAGCCCUCAACCUGCUCUUCUCCACCAGCGUGGCCGAGGAGGGGCUGGAUAUCCCCCAGUGCAACAUUGUGGUCCGCUACGGUCUGAUGACCAACGAGAUCGCCAUGAUGCAGGCCCGGGGCCGUGCCCGUGCCGAGAACAGCGUCUACUCGGUCCUCGCCAAAGCCAACAGCAGAGAGGUCUCCCGCGAGCUGCUCAACGAGGACCUCGUGGAGCUCAUGGAGCGGGCGAUCAGAGCGGUGCAGGCCAUGCCCGAGCAGGAGUACCGCCUCAAGAUCAGGGAGCUGCAGCGAGUGGCGGUUGCCAGCUGGCUGAUGAAGGAGGCCAGGAUCAGCGAGAGGCGGCAGCUGCAUGACCCCGAUGCUGUUUACCUCUACUGCGUCAACUGCAACACGGCGGUGUGCCGCGGCAGCGACCUCCGCACCGUGGAGGGCAUGCACCACGUUAACGUCAACCCCAACUUCGGGUUGUAUUACAGAGUUUCCGCUGGGAAGCUGCAGUUCCAGCGGACUUUCAAGGAUUGGGAGCCCGGCUGCCGCAUCGUGUGCAGUGAGUGCAGCCAGGACUGGGGAAUGGAGAUGAUCUACCGGCACGUGAAGCUGCCCAUCCUCUGCAUCAAAAACUUCGUGGUGGAGACACCGGCUGAAAAGAGGAAGUAUAAGAAGUGGAGCGCCGUGACGUUCCCUGUCAAGGAGUUUGACUAUGUGGAGUACUGCUCCAGCACCUAUGGCCAGUCCUUCUAGCAUGGGCUGUGCUCAGAAGAGGACUAUUCUCUGCGACAGUGGGACCCUUCCCUGCACCCUUGGCGUGGGACCCUCCCUCCAGGCCCGUGCAGACAGAGAGCCAAGGCUCGUUCCUCUUUUCCUCACUGCACUGAGCUGCCGCAAGCACAUCCCUUGCCAGAGCCCGCGACUGCAGGAGGAGACUUUGCUGUGCCCACGCAGAAAGGACGAGACACGGGGAUGGGAAAGCACCCGGACCCUUCCCUGCCCGCUGGUGGCUUCUCCUCAUGCUGCUGCCGUCCCCUCCUGCCCCCCAGUGCUGCCAGGCUCGGGGGGUGUCUCCACAGCCAAUUAGCCACCCUGCCAGGUGAACCAGCCAUUUCUCAUGGGCUCGGGACACGGCCCAGUGUUUCUCGGGCAGCCUGCCGCCUGCUUUGCGAGUUUGAUGGUCCUCCAUUAAAAAUAUUUAUGUGCGCUGGGAAGGAAGGAAGCG